Molecule: messenger RNA, 1045 nt
Organism: Ixodes scapularis (black-legged tick)
Lineage: Eukaryota; Metazoa; Arthropoda; Arachnida; Ixodida; Ixodidae
Product: elongator complex protein 5-like
Exons: 8
Coding region: 129-953 (274 amino acids)
Biological process (GO): tRNA wobble uridine modification
Cellular component (GO): nucleus; elongator holoenzyme complex; cytosol
Molecular function (GO): tRNA binding
Source: RefSeq, a predicted model, not a curated record
CAGUGCUCACGGCUGCUUACUGUUGCGCGACUUGCGAGAGGCGCGUGCUUGUAAACGUUGUAAACGCUGUGAAGACGUCGCGAUGGUUCGACAAAUUCAUAAUUGAUCCUAGCGAAGAAAUACUUAAAAUGCUGCAGUGUGUUCUCGGACGCCGGGAUUUGUCCGGGCUCCUGCUGGUUGAAGACAGCCUCGAGGAACCUAGCCGUGCCCUCGCACAGUGUUUGAUCACAUCUUGGGUGACGAGGGGUGACAGCAUUCAGGUUCUUUGCUUCGACAAACACCCACAAGACUUUCUCAGGCCGUUUCCAGACAGUGUCAAAGACAAAGUGAAUGUGCUUGACGGCUUUACCGAGCAGUCCUCCCGGAGUUAUGAUUUCUACUCGUGGAUGGAGCGUCUUUCCAGCCAAAAGGAGCCAUUUGUCCUCGUAAUUGACUCCCUCACCACGAUCCUCAUGCAUGAGGACUUUGAAGAUGUCUACAGGGCUUUAAUGUGCCUCUCGAGAAAAGCCUGCAUCCAGCUGGUCGCGGCCCUGGUUCACCAAGACGUCCACGGGGAGCGGGAGGUGGACCAGCUGCGCCGCCUUGCCACCACCACCCUAGCACCGGUGGCCACGGCGGCCGGUCCGCCCCUCUGCCGGGUGGUCCACCGCAAGCCCGGAGGACGGGUCACGCGAGAGGAACAAGAAUUCACCGUGGAGGCGGGGUUCACCAUCACAAACAUUAAAAAAGUGGAGCAGAAAAAAGUGGCCAAGGAAGUGGCCAAGCCGGACCCGGCUGCCAACCUGACGUUCAACCUGCGACUGACCAGCGACGAGAGAGAGGCCAGGGACGGCCUGGUCCUGCCUUACCUCAAGGCACCCUCUGCAGGCGGCAGCGGAGAGAUCUCGUACGUGAUGGAGCGGGAGGACGACUUUGACGAAGAAGACGACCCGGACGACGACCUCGACUUCUGAACCGCAAGGCCAGCCCGCUGCCGAGACGCCCGGCCCAAUUCCACCUCCGGAUGUUUGGUUCUUCCGACGCACGCCACCCUGGUUAACGCGAC